AUGCAGCCGCAGCAUCAUACCAUUCCUUUCCCCUCACCUACACGCUACAACUCUAAUAAAGCUCCCACCUACUACCUCAUACCCCUCAACUCCUCAGCAUCAACCCCAAAAUCCACCGAUGAAUUCAAAAUUGCCAUAAUGGUCAAAUCCUACACCAAAUCCUACGACUACUCCUACGCCUUCCCAACCGUCUGCCUCGCCUACUUCCUUCGCUACCCAAAUCCCUAUAGCACCCACGUGCUCUCCUCCGAUGUCAUCUCCCGCACCAUCGACGAAGCAGGUCGUCUCCAAACCACCCGGAUCCAUCGAAAGUCCUCGCGAUUGCCCUCUGCGGUGCUGAAGCUGCUCCCACAGAGCGUGCUUGGCAGUGUCAGUGGUGGCAAGUCCGAAAGCUACAUCCUAGAGACGAGCACCGUCGAUGUGAAAGAGGGGUGGAUGAAGACGGAGAGCAAGAACCUCGAUUGGACGGGCAUCUUGAGCGUCAUUGAGAAGCAGGAGUACACGCGACAGGUGCCAAAUCGGGAGGCGGAUAUCUUCAGCGCCACGGCGGGCACGACUGGUGUGAAGACGACGGUUCUGUUCCGAAGCAGACUCGGGGAUCGAUUGAGAGCUAGGGCGACGAGGUUGGGUGAGGCUGCGGCUGUUGAGGUCGAUGAGGAGCCCAAGAGGAGCUUCUUAGCUUCGUGGAGCAAAUCCGGGAUCCAGCGCAGCAUCGAGGCGAUCGCAAGCCGAAAAACCGAGAACCAAAUGGGUCACGCCAAGGAAGGAAUGAAUGUAGUCCUCGAGAGACUUCGGCAUGGUGGCCUGGUCGCUGUGCUCGAUGGGAUGAGGAAAGAUAGAGAAUCAAUGUACAAUGCGACCGAGGGUGCUUACAAGCAAUGA
Molecule: messenger RNA, 882 nt
Organism: Hymenoscyphus albidus
Lineage: Eukaryota; Fungi; Ascomycota; Leotiomycetes; Helotiales; Helotiaceae
Source: the annotation of a GenBank genome assembly